GAAUAAUAAUAAGAAUUAAGAGUUCGAAGAUUAUUCUUCUGUCUUAAUAUUUUUGUAGCUACCACAAGACGAUCGACAUGACUCAAGAAGAGCAGAAGAAGGUAACGGAUGCCAAUACCACCACCUUGGACUUGGACCCUUCACCGCCGUCCACGGAGGAAAAAUCCGACGAUUCCAAAGCUCUUGUUCUCGUCGUCGCAGAAGAACUUGAGGAAGAGAAGAAAGAAGGUUCAGUUUACCGAGAUGCUGUUUUGACUAGACUCGAGACAGAAAAAAGGAUUUCUCUCAUCAAAGCUUGGGAAGAAGCUGAGAAAUCCAAAGUGGAGAACAAAGCUCAGAAGAAGCUCUCUUCAGUUGGAGCUUGGGAAAACAGCAAAAAAGCAUCUGUGGAAGCUGAGCUAAAAAAGAUUGAGGAGCAACUAAUCAAGAAAAAAGCUGAGUACACAGAGCAAAUGAAGAACAAAAUAGCACAAAUCCACAAAGAAGCAGAAGAGAAGAGAGCGAUGACCGAAGCUAAACGCGGGGAAGAUGUUCUCAAGGCCGAGGAGAUGGCUGCAAAGUACCGCGCCACAGGAACUGCACCAACAAAGCUAUUUGGAUGCUUCUGAUUUAUAAGGAGAAAUGAGUUUUGAUGUUGCUUCAAUUGUUUUCAUUUGUGGUUUAGGUGGUUAGUGUUGGUUUAAUUUGGCAACAUUUAGUAAGUUACAUGGCCAUAAUGUCACGUCUUGUUUAUUGGUGUUAUGUAUUUCAAAUUUUGCUCAUUUCAUCAUUUGUGUAAUAGUCUUUCCCUUGAAAGACUUUUUCUCCAAACCAAAUCUCGGUUGAGUUUUGU
Molecule: messenger RNA, 832 nt
Organism: Eutrema salsugineum
Lineage: Eukaryota; Viridiplantae; Streptophyta; Magnoliopsida; Brassicales; Brassicaceae
Product: remorin
Exons: 5
Coding region: 78-608 (176 amino acids)
Source: RefSeq, a predicted model, not a curated record